Messenger RNA from Drosophila willistoni, 14542 nucleotides. It is a transcript of the gene Dhc1, whose product is annotated as dynein axonemal heavy chain 5. Gene Ontology annotation, molecular function: ATP hydrolysis activity; dynein light intermediate chain binding; minus-end-directed microtubule motor activity. The record is from RefSeq and is a predicted model, not a curated record. Gene Ontology annotation, biological process: microtubule-based movement. The coding region runs from base 1 to 14190 and encodes 4729 amino acids. NCBI's taxonomy places the organism in Eukaryota, Metazoa, Arthropoda, Insecta, Diptera, Drosophilidae. The transcript is spliced from 33 exons. Gene Ontology annotation, cellular component: dynein complex.
AUGUUUGUACAGAAAAAGAAACUGGUCGAACAUGUCCUGGCAAUGCGUGCCGAAGGCAGUGGCAGUAGCGAUGAAGAUGAAGAAGAGGAGGACGAGGGAGACAUAUUGCAGCGACGACGCGAAGAAUGCGAACGCAAGGCACGCAGGGGGGAGAUGGAUCCCCGGCUGGAGUUCACAUUCCAGCUACUGAUCGAUGCCACACAAUUGCCGAGACAUCAGCUCAUGGAUUACAUAUUCGAAGGGGAUAUGCUCGAUGAGAUCAAUCAACUCUUUCUGCCCAAUAUGAAGAACAAGCUCUUGUGGUUCUAUCAGGAGGUAGAUGAGCCAGAACCCACCCAGGUGGCAGAUGCCAAUAAACCGGGACCCUCACGUACGGGCAUGGCAUCGAGCAGCUCAAAGACACCACAAGGUGGUGCUUCGCCCAGUGGGUUGCAGCCACCGAAGCACAAGAAACUCUUUCUAACCGAUGGCUGGACUUGCGCCUUCACCGGCGUUUGUAUCUAUAUCUUUCGUGUGAAUACAUCGAAGCAAUUGCCCGAAGAGGGUUUCCAAAAGGAUUUGUAUUGCGGUGUCAUCGAUGCCAAGAACAUUGGCCUGGUCACCUCGAUUGAACGUAUUGUGGAAUUCGUUUUCAUGCAGGCCUUGGCCUUUCCCAGUCUCGAAACGGAUGAGGAGGAUGUCAGUUGUGGCCUCAUCAAGGGGCAACUGUUGCCCGGCUUGCGUUCGUUUUGCAGUGCUUUACGUGUCUGCGAACAGGUCUGCGAUCAUUACAAUGUCUUUGCCGAUGGGUGUGACAUGUUUGAGAAAAUCGAUCUGGUCGAUGAGGUCAAGGAUAUGUCCAAGAAUCAAGAGUUUUGCACACAACUCGAAGAGCGUGUCAACAAUUGGACAAAGGGCAUAUUGAAAAUCCUGGGCGAGAGUGAACAGUUGCGCAAGGAGAAUGAUCAUAGUGGGCCGCAGGAUGAAUUGGAAUACUGGAAGAAACGUGGUGCCCAAUUCUCACAGCUGCUGGCCCAUUUGCAGGAUAAAGAAGUGCAGUUCACUUUGCAUUGUCUCUUCUUGGCUGGUUCGCGUAUUAUGCGUCAGUGGAAGGAAACCGAUCGCAAGAUUACAUUCUGCUACAAUGAGGCCAGAGAUAAUUCGAAAUUUAUUCAAGCCAUGGAGACAUGUUGCCAUUCCUUAUAUCUCGAUGAUCCGGUCAGCAUGAAAGAGUCCAUACUGAGUCUAUUGCAAACGGUGCGGCUGAUCUACAGUGUUUCUCAGUUCUAUAAUACAUCCGAAAGAACCUCAGCGUUGAUGGUAAAGAUUACCAAUCAAAUGAUUGAAACCUGCAAAUCCUAUAUCACUUGUCGCUGCAAGGAGACCAUUUGGUCACAGGAUCGUAAUCUGAUACGUACAAAACUGAGUAAUUGCAUCAAGUUGAAUCACAUUUACCAUGAAACCUAUUACACGGUGAGGGAGCAGCCAUUUCUGCCCAAUCAGACGCCAUUUGGUUUCUCGGAGAACUUUGUUUUUGGUAAAUUUGAUACAUUCUGCGAACGCCUCUCGAAAAUUAUUAGCAUGUUUAAUUUGAUUGACGAUUACAAUCAUUUGUUUGAACGUCGUCUGGAGGGACUUUUGUUGGGCGAAGCUUUGGAAGAUGCCUCCAAUCAUUUUGAGGAGGCCAAAAAGGAGGUUACCUCAAAGAAAUAUGAUUAUCUGGAUCAUCGGAAUUCCGAUUUUAAUGAUGAUUUCGAGAGAUUUAUACAUAAAACCGAUUCCCUCAAGGAUACCAUAGCCACAUUGAUUGAAAGAGAUUUUGAUACGGUUUGGGAGACACCGCAAUGCAUACGAUUUCUGGUGCGCUUCGAGAAGGUCAGCGAGAAAAUCCCUCUGACCAAAAUGGAUGAGAAAUAUACACGAAUUCUGCGCUAUGUGGAAAAGGAAGUGGAUCGCAUAUUGAAGACCUUUCGCAAGCAACGUGAUGAUCCGCCUUUGGCUAGAAAUUUUCCACCAAUUGCUGGUCGAAUACAUUGGUGUCGCGCCUUGAGUUUGCAUCUUGCCGAACUAAUGGAUGCAGUGAUGGACCAUGCAGUAUUGAGCACUCUACCCAUGGCCAAGGAUCUGGAUGUACGUUUUCAUAAUGUCCUUGGUAUCCUCAAGGAGUAUGAGGAUGAAAUUGUUUCCAUAUGGUUGGAUCAGGAUGUCAGUGUGGCGGAUGCUUGCUUGCUGCAACCGUUGCUGUGUCUACAGGGAGAUCGAUUAUUUGUUAAUUUGCAUCCAACUAUUCCGUUACUCAUCAGAGAAGCCAAGAUGCUGGCCAAGCUGCACAUUGAGUUGCCCAUUGUGGCUGCCACACUGAUGAGUCGCCAGCAAUACUUCAUUACCAUACAGGAUUCCUUGAAUUGCCUUAUCAAAAUGUUCCUGUCAACGGUGCGUACCGUCAAGCUAGAGGUGCGUCCUUUGUUCUUGCCCCAGUUAGUUCGUUUGACAGCCAUGCUGAAGCCCGGUCUUCAUACCAUAAAUUGGACUAACCAAAACUGGACAGACUUCUAUGAACGCUGCAAGCAGGCCAUUGAAACCUUUGAGGUUCUGGUUGCUCGCGUUCACGACAUCUAUUCCAAUCGCAUACUCAAUGUUCUUAUGUGGAUGCAGGAUGUGUCCUUGCAGAUAUUGCCACAAGACGAUGAAAUUUGGACCGUUGAUGAGUUUCUAGAACGUAGCGAAGAGGCUUGCCGUAAAGCGGCAAUCGAACUCAAUCGCAAAAGCCAAAUGGUCUCUGAGGCAGUGGAGGAGGUUUUGAAUUUGGUGGAUAAGGCGACAGAGACAUUUAAGGAGAUAGCUGGCGACGAUGUGGUCACCUUAUUCGAUGCCACGCCAAAGGGGGACCAACCACCUGCCGGUUCAGCUGGACGCAAGCCAGAUGAUAAUGCUGGAGCAGGUGGUCCUAGUACUAGUGGCGGCGGCGGUGGUGGAGGGGGUGGCCAGCAACAGGAUUGGAGCAUAUUAUGGUCAUGCUUUGAGAAUCCCCUAACACUGCUAUCGACCACAGAGAGUUUGCCCAAGGGCAUGCAGGAUAUGGUGUGCAAUGCUGUAGUAGAAAUGCGACGCUAUUAUAGCCGCAAGAUUAUUGAUGUUCUCAUCAAGGUAAUACGGGCCGCUCUUGACACCCUGCGACGACGCUUUAUUGCCGAUGAGCAGGACAAGUCAACAAAGAAGCCGAUCUUUGCGCUGAACGCGCAGCUGCUGAUACCCAAUGUGGUGAUCAAGCCGAGUCUGGACGAGCUGCAGGACAUAUUGGUCACGGCGGGCAAGAACAUCACGGGCAUUGCGAAGGGCGUGGCUCAGUGGAGCAGCGGCAAAGAACCGCCGCAAGUUUCGAUGACGGUGACGCAGCCGCGUGUAGGGCGCAAUCACAUGGAGAUGGCCGCCGCCGGCGGCGCAAAGAAUCGGCGCCGAAAGAUUUACUGUCUGGCUUCCGAGGAGCGGCCGCAGAUGCCACAUAUGCUUAAAAGUUUCUACUCAGCCAUUAUGGACAACAAGGAGGUGGCCAAGGCUGUCAACCAGUUGUCCAGUUGCACCAAGAACGUCAAGCCCGAGAUUCAGACCUACAUUAAGCGUUGGAAGCCCUAUCACUUCCUCUGGAAGAAUGAGCGCACCACCCGACAACUCAUGGAAUUUGGGCUCCAGGAAUUUGAAACGACCCUGCGCUGUCUGGCCGAUCUGGACGCCAAUCUCCUCAUCGAACCAGAUAUGGAGGUAUUUGGACAAUGUGUGGCAGUCUACAAUGAAAGGCUCAAGUAUGGUUUGGCCAUCGAGAUCAAAUCCUGCAACCACAAAAUCGGAAUGGCCAUGAAGAAGAAGUAUAAGAAGGAGAUGGACUAUGUAUAUGCCGUAAUCAAUGAGAUGGAUCGUAAACUGGACAGGCCCAUUCGUGACCUGGACGAUGUACGUAUGAUAAUGGAGACUCUUGGAAAGAUUCGAGAACAGGAAGUGGACAUGGAGUUGCGAAUUGAUCCCAUAGAGGAAGCCUUUAAUGUGCUUACACGCUAUGAAGUACAAGUCGAACGGGAACAAUUCGAUUUGGUGGACAAUUUGAGGGCCACUUUCCAGAAUCUGUUGGCCGGAGCGCUGCAGGCGCAGGUUAAACUGCUGGACAUGCAGCCAGCAUUCCAAGAUGAUUUACGCAACAAUUUGGACAACUUCAAGCAGGACAAGAUCUCGUAUGUUACGGAAUAUCGCACAGCGGGUCCCAUGCAGGCGGGUCUGACACCACGCGAGGCCUCCGACCGGCUAAUACUAUUCCAGAAUCGUUUUGAGGGCAUGUGGCGACGCUUGCAAACGUAUCAGAGCGGCGAGGAACUUUUCGGUCUGCCACAAACUGACUACCCUGAGUUGGGCCAGAUUCGGAAGGAACUGAAUCUACUGCAGAAGCUAUAUAAGCUCUACAACGAUGUGAUCGAUCGCGUGAGCAGUUACUACGAUAUACCGUGGAACGAGGUGGACAUUGAAGAGAUUAACAACGAGCUGAUGGAGUUCCAGAAUCGUUGUCGAAAGCUACCCAAAGGCCUUAAGGAAUGGCCUGCGUUCCAUGCGCUCAAGAAGACGAUCGACGAUUUCAAUGACAUGUGCCCGCUCCUGGAGUUGAUGGCGAAUAAAGCCAUGAAGCCACGCCAUUGGCAACGGAUCAUGGACGUUACUCGCUACAUCUUUGAAUUUGAUUCCGAGGGUUUCUCGCUCAAGAACAUUUUGGAGGCGCCGCUGCUCAAGCAUAAGGAGGAUAUAGAGGAUAUCUGUAUUAGUGCCAUGAAGGAGAAGGACAUUGAGGCGAAGCUAAAACAAGUCACCAACGAAUGGUCCGUUCACGAGCUGCAAUUCAUGAGUUUCAACAAUCGUGGUGAAUUAUUACUACGUGGCGAUACCACAGCCGAAACCAUUGGCCAACUGGAGGAUAGUUUAAUGGUCUUGGGUUCCCUACUAUCGAAUCGCUAUAAUGCACCAUUCCGUAAACAAAUCCAACAAUGGGUCUACGAUCUAUCCAAUUCGAAUGAGAUACUGGAACGUUGGCUGCUAGUGCAGAAUAUGUGGGUCUAUUUGGAGGCCGUGUUUGUGGGUGGCGAUAUUGCGAAGCAACUGCCUAAGGAGGCGAAAAGGUUUUCGAAAAUCGACAAAUCGUGGCAGAAGAUCAUGCAACGGGCCCACGAGACUCCCGGUGUUGUGGCCUGUUGUGUGGGCGAUGACCUGCUUAAACAAUUGCUACCUCAUUUACAGGAGCAAUUGGAGAUUUGUCAGAAAUCCUUGAGUGGUUAUCUGGAGCGCAAGCGCAUGAUGUUUCCACGUUUCUUCUUUGUGUCAGAUCCCGCCCUGCUCGAGAUUCUGGGUCAAGCUUCCGAUUCGCAUACCAUACAAAACCACCUCCUCAAUAUAUUCGAUAACACCAAGAGUGUUAAAUUCCAUGAUGUUGAAUAUAAUAAAAUGCUAUCAAUAAUGAGUAGCGAAGGUGAAAUGAUCCAAUUGGAUCGAGCCAUCCGGGCUGAGGGUUCGGUGGAGACAUGGUUAACACAAUUGCUGGUAACAGCUCAACAAUCGUUGCAUUCGAUAAUACGCAAUGCGUAUGCAACAAUUAAUGAUCCAAAUUUCACACUUUUAAGUUUCCUCGAAAAGGUGCCGGCGCAAAUUGGUUUACUUGGCAUACAAAUGGUUUGGACACGUGAUGCCGAAAUGGCUCUAAUGCGGGCCCGUCACGAACGUAAAGUUAUGUCCGAGACGAAUAAUAAAUUUCUCGAGAUGCUCAACACUCUGAUCGAUCAGACAACACGUAAUCUAUCCAAACGGGAGAGAACUAAUUUCGAAACAUUGAUUACCAUUCAUGUGCAUCAACGUGAUAUCUUUGAUAUUUUGUGUCGCAUGAACAUAAAAUCGGCCAAUGAUUUUGAAUGGCUUAAACAGUGUCGUUUCUAUUUCAAAGAGGAUCUGGAUAAGACAUGGAUUUCCGUCACCGAUGUCACAUUUACGUAUCAAAAUGAAUAUCUUGGCUGUACAGACCGUUUGGUUAUUACCCCUCUAACAGAUCGCUGCUAUAUAACUUUGGCUCAGGCUCUUACUUUAUCGAUGGGCGGUGCUCCAUGCGGACCAGCUGGCACUGGUAAAACAGAAACGGUCAAGGAUAUGGGCAAGACUUUGGCCAAGUAUGUUGUCGUUUUUAAUUGCUCCGAUCAAAUGGAUUACCGGGGACUGGGACGCAUCUACAAGGGACUUGCCCAGUCUGGCAGCUGGGGAUGCUUCGAUGAGUUCAAUCGCAUUGAGUUGCCUGUUUUAUCGGUGGCUGCCCAACAAGUUGCCGUUGUUCUAACCGCCAAGAAGGAGAAGAAAAAGACAUUCCUAUUCACAGAUGGCGAUACCAUUGAAAUGAAUCCAGAAUUUGGAAUUUUCAUAACCAUGAAUCCUGGUUAUGCGGGUCGUAAGGAAUUGCCAGAGAAUUUAAAAAUACAAUUCCGUACAGUGGCCAUGAUGGUGCCCGAUAGACAGAUUAUUAUCCGUGUCAAGUUGGCAAGUUGCGGUUUCUUAGAGAACAUCACAUUGGCCCGUAAAUUCUAUACAUUGUACAAACUAUGCGAGGAGCAAUUGACCAAACAGGUGCACUAUGACUUUGGAUUGCGUAACAUACUCUCGGUUCUACGUACUCUGGGGGCAGCCAAGCGUCGCAAUUCAAAGGAUACAGAAAGUACGAUAGUUAUGCGAGUGUUGCGCGACAUGAAUCUAUCUAAAUUGAUAGAUGAUGAUGAGCCACUUUUCAUGUCACUAGUAUCCGAUUUGUUUCCCAAUCAGACGCUUGAGAAGACCAAUUACCCAGAGCUAGAGGCGGCCAUUGCUCAGCAGACAGAUGAGGCAAGUUUAAUUUACCAUCCACCAUGGGUGCUAAAGCUUAUUCAACUAUAUGAAACACAAAAUGUGCGACAUGGCAUCAUGACUCUGGGCCCCAGUGGUGCAGGUAAAACCACUUGUAUACACACACUGAUGAAAGCCAUGACCCAAAUGGGUGACAAUCAUCGCGAGAUGCGUAUGAAUCCCAAGGCCAUAACAGCAGCACAGAUGUUUGGACGUCUGGAUGUGGCCACCAAUGAUUGGACUGAUGGCAUAUUCUCGGCCCUCUGGCGGAAAACUCUCAAACUGAAGCCAGGCGAGCAUGUUUGGCUAGUAUUAGAUGGACCAGUGGAUAGCAUUUGGAUAGAGAAUCUAAAUUCCGUGCUAGAUGACAACAAAACAUUGACUUUGGCCAAUGGUGAUCGCCUAACGAUGGCUCCAUCAGUGAAAAUUAUCUUUGAGCCGCACAACAUUGACAAUGCCUCGCCAGCCACAGUGUCGCGCAAUGGCAUGGUCUACAUGAGCUCCUCCGGCCUGGAUUCUCGACCAAUUGUUCAAGCUUGGCUAAAGAAUCGUGCUCCCGGCGAGAAAUCAACCUUUUCGGAUUUAUUCGAUCAAACCUUUGUCGAGGUCUACAAUUGGGGUGUCCAAAUGGUGAAACUUCAAAUGCCCGUGCUACAGUGUAAUAUUGUGCAACAGAUGUUGUUUAUUCUGGAGGGUCUUAUACCACCCAAGAAGGAAGAUGAGCAGGCCGUUAGCAUGUCGAGCAAGGAGAGUCAGGAUGCGGCAAAGCGUUUAGAGCAUCAAAAACAAAUCGAAGAAUUGCGACGGCAAUCGAUUGGCAGUCAGAUUGUCGAGGAUCUGCCUGACGAGACAGUCGUGGAGGAAAAAGAGGAUACUUGCACUCCAGAGCACUUGCACCGCUUGUAUAUAUUCGCGCUCGCCUGGGGUCUGGGCGGUUACCUCUCUACCGGCGAUCGCGUUAAAAUGAAUCUCUUUGUGAAGGAAUCGUUUCCGGAAUUGGACUAUCCAAAGGGUAGUGCCCAUGAGAAUACAAUAUUUGACUUCUUCGUUUCUCCAACGGGCGUGUGGCAGUCGUGGAAGACGCUCGUCACACCCUACAUGUAUCCGGAGCUUUCCACACCAGACUAUCUAAGCAUUUUGGUGCCCAUUGUGGAUAAUGUGCGUAUCGAUUAUCUAAUUGGCACCAUUGCCAAUCAGGAACGCGCCGUAAUGCUUAUCGGCGAACAGGGCACCGGGAAAACAGUCAUCAUGAAGAAUUUCAUGAAGAAAAUGAACGUUGAGACGUAUAUGGGCCGAUCCUUUAAUUUCUCUUCAGCAACCAGUCCAUAUCAAUUUCAACGCACAAUCGAAAGCUAUGUUGAGAAGCGCGUUGGUGUGACAUUUGGUCCACCCGGUGGUCGCAAAAUGAUUGUAUUUAUUGAUGACAUUAAUUUGCCCGAGAUCAAUGAGUGGGGCGAUCAGAUAACCAACGAGAUUGUGCGACAAUCAAUGGACAUGAAGGGCUUUUAUAGCUUGGAGAAGCCUGGUGAUUUUACCACAAUUGUGGAUGUGGCAUAUGUGGCAGCAAUGGGUUUGCCCGGUGGCGGAAGGAAUGAUAUUCCGUCACGUUUGAAACGUCAAUUCUGCGUCUUCAACUGUAAUAUACCCGACAAUGACUCCAUUGAUAAAAUCUUCCGCGUUAUCGGUGAGGGUCAUUACAAUGCCAAACGUGGCUUUGUGCCCGAAAUUCGUAGCUUAAUCAAGAAGCUAAUCGUCGUGACACGGCAUUUGUGGCAGCGUACACGCGAGAAACUAUUGCCUACGCCGGCCAAAUUCCACUAUGUAUUCAGUCUACGCGAUUUAUCGCGCAUCUGGCAGGGCAUGGUUGGCACCUUAUCCACAGUGAUCACCUCGGAGAGCGUCCUCAUGGCAUUGUGGAAGCAUGAGUGUACGCGUGUGUUUGCCGAUCGUUUUACCACAUUCCAGGACAAGGAGUGGUUCGGCUCAGAGCUGGCAUGUCUUGUGCGCGAGGAAUUGGGUGAAUCCCAUUCCCAGAUGAUUAUACCGAAUCCGGUAUUCGUCGAUUUUAUGCGCGAUGCCCCCGAGCCGACUGGCGAGGAGGGGGAGGAUACCGAUAUGGAAUUGCCGAAAGUCUACGAACCGGUUAACUCUCAUGAAGUACUACGCGAGCGUCUCGUCAUGUUCCUUGCCCAAUUUAAUGAAAUGGUGAGGGGCUCUGGAAUGGAUUUGGUUUUCUUCCCAGAUGCAAUGUUGCAUUUAGUGAAGAUCUCCCGCAUCAUUCGGCAUCCGAGAGGAUCGGUCAUGCUUGUCGGGGUCGGCGGUUCUGGAAAACAGUCGCUUACGAAAUUGGCAUCGUUUAUAGCUGGCUACAAGACAUUCCAAAUUGCGUUGACGCGUUCUUACAAUGUGGCCAAUUUUCUGGAGGACCUAAAGCUGCUCUAUCGUACCUGCGGCGUGCAAGGCAAGGGCACAACCUUCCUCUUUACUGACUUGGAUAUCAAGGAGGAGGGUUUCCUCGAGUAUCUAAAUAAUAUACUCUCGAGCGGCGUCAUUUCAAAUUUAUUCUCGCGCGAUGAGCAGGCCGAAAUCGUGCAAGAGUUGACGCCGGUCAUGAAGCGCGAAAAUCAACGCAAAACAACGACCCCGGAAAGUGUGAUGGACUUCUUUUUGGCACGCACCUGUACGAACCUGCACGUGGCAUUCUGCUUUUCACCAGUGGGAGAGACGUUCCGGUCUCGGGUGCAACGCUUUCCCGCCUUGGUCUCCGGAUGCACCAUCGACUGGCUGCACCCGUGGCCCAAGGAUGCCUUGGUCUCGGUUGCCAGACACUUCCUCAGUAACUUCGAAAUUGAGUGUACGCCGGCCGUUAAGGAUGAGCUGGUUAAUGCUCUUGGCUCCAUUCAGGAUAUUGUCGCUGAAACGUCACAGGAGUAUUUCCAACGUUUCCGUCGCGCCACGCACGUUACACCCAAAUCUUAUCUGAACUUUAUUGCCGGCUACAAGAACAUUUAUCAAAUGAAGCAGCAAGAGCUGCGCGACGGUGUGGAGAAGAUGGAUACGGGAUUGGAGAAACUGAAAGAGGCCUCCGCCUCGGUUGAGAUUCUCAAGAAAGAUCUUGUCGUCAUGGAGGAAGAGCUUGUCGAGGCCUCCAAAAACGCCGAGUCCGUGUUAGUUGAGGUGACCGAGCGUGCAAUGCAAGCGGAGAUUGUCAAGAAUCAGGUACUUAUCGUCAAAGACAAGGCAGAGGCUCUUGUCGCAUGUAUAGCGCAAGAGAAGGCCCUUGCCGAAGAGAAACUGGAAGCGGCCAAACCGGCACUCGAAGAGGCUGAGAAUGCUCUAAAUACCAUCAAACCGGCUCACAUAGCCACAGUGCGUAAGUUGGGAAGACCACCGCAUCUUAUCAUGCGGAUUAUGGAUUGCGUCUUGAUUCUGUUCAAGCGUAAACUUCAUCCCUGUAUACCCGAUUCGGGUACACCUUGUCCCAAGCCCUCGUGGCAAGAAUCCCUCAAGAUGAUGGCCAGUGCCACGUUUUUGCUGCAGUUGCAGAAUUAUCCCAAGGAUACCAUCAACGAUGAAAUGAUUGAUCUGCUGCAGCCCUACUUUCGCAUGGAAGACUAUAAUAUGGAUAUGGCACGACGUGUUUGCGGUGACGUUGCCGGUUUAUUAUCCUGGACCAAAGCCAUGUCCUUCUUUCACAGUGUCAACAAAGAAGUCCUACCUUUAAAGGCCAAUCUAACAUUGCAAGAGGCCCGUCUUAAGCUUGCCAUGGACGAUCUUGCUGGAGCUGAGGAACAACUGCGAGAACGUGAAGAUGCUUUGCAGGCGGUCAAAGAUCAAUAUGACAAGGCCUUGGGUGAGAAGCAACGCUUGAUGGACGCUGCCAAUGUUUGUCUACGUAAGAUGACAGCAGCCACCGCUCUAAUCAAUGGCCUUUCGGAUGAGAAGCAUCGUUGGACAAGUCAGAGCAAGGAAUUUAAAAUACAAUUGGGCAAACUGGUGGGCGAUGUUUUAUUGGCCACAGGAUUUCUAUCUUACUGCGGUCCCUACAAUCAAGAGUUCCGAGCAAAUCUCAUCAAGACUUGGAUGGGCAUACUCAAGCAAAAGAAUAUACCAUUCACCACUGGCCUGAACAUCAUUAAUAUGCUUGUGGACUCAUCGACUGUGUCGGAAUGGACUCUGCAAGGAUUGCCCAAUGACGAAUUGUCUGUGCAGAAUGCUUUAAUAGCCACCAAAUCCAGUAGCUAUCCAUUGCUGGUUGAUCCUCAGACACAGGGCAAGAUAUGGAUCAAGUGUAAAGAGGAUCGCAAUGAGCUGCAAAUCACUUCGCUCAAUCAUAAAUACUUUCGUACCCAUCUGGAGGACUCCCUAUCGCUGGGUAGGCCUCUGUUAAUCGAAGAUGUGGGCAUUGAUCUAGAUCCGGUUAUUGAUAAUGUGCUGGAGAAGAAUUUCAUUAAAUCUGGCAGCAUUGAAAAGGUCCUGGUCGGCGAUAAAGAAUGCGAUGUGAUGCCUGGCUUUAUGCUGUACAUCACCACAAAGUUACCCAACCCGGCUUUCAGUCCUGAGGUUAGUGCCAAGACAUCGAUUAUUGAUUUUACGGUCACAAUGCGCGGCCUGGAAGAUCAGCUGCUGGGCCGAGUCAUACUGAUGGAGAAAUCCGACUUGGAGGCUGAGCGAGUGGCCCUCUUUGAGACGGUUAUGCAGAAUCAACGCAACAUGAAAGAACUCGAAGCAAAUCUCCUUCUCCGUCUUAGCUCAUCUCAGGGAUCUCUUGUGGAUGAUGAGGCGUUAAUUGAAGUGUUGCGUGUGACCAAGACAACGGCUGAGGAAGUGAAUCAGAAACUGAAAAUAUCAGAAGUCACUGAACGUAAGAUAAUGAAGGCACGUGAGGAAUUCCGUGCUGUGGCCAAACGAGGUUCGAUUCUAUACUUUUUGAUAGUGGAAAUGAGCAAUGUGAAUGCCAUGUAUCAAAAUUCUCUCAAGCAAUUCCUGGUGAUCUUCAAUAAUUCCAUUACAAAAUCUGCAAAAUCUAGCGUAACUGAAGAACGCAUCAAUAUAAUUCUACGGUAUCUUACCUACGAGGUUUACAAGUUCACCAAUCGCAGUUUAUAUGAGCGACAUAAGCAACUCUUUACCUUGAUGUUGGCCAUUAAAAUUGAUUAUUACAAUGGAAAUAUUAGCCAUGAGGAGUUCUUGUCCUUUAUUAAGGGCGGCGCAUCAUUGGAUCUGAAUGCUGUGACACCGAAACCAUUCCGUUGGAUUCUGGAUAUCACCUGGCUCAAUUUGGUGGAGAUUAGCAAACUGGAUACUUUCUCUACAGUUCUGCAAGUAAUUGAACUCAAUGAGCGUGAAUGGCGCUUCUGGUAUGAGUGUGAGAAACCCGAAAAUGAGGAAAUCCCAUGUGGCUACAAUGCAAUUUUAGAUGGUUUUCGUAAACUAUUGCUAAUACGAUCCUGGUGUCCAGAUCGUACUAUAUCACAGGCCAAAAAGUAUAUAGAAGAGUCUCUGGGAACUGAAUAUAGUGAAAUGCAAAUUUUGGAUUUGGAGGAAAUGUGGCUGGAGUCGGAGCCAAGAACUCCUUUUGUUUGCUUGCUUUCCAUUGGCUCAGAUCCAACAACACAAAUUGGAGCUUUGGCCAAACAGAAGGAUAUUACUCUGAAAUGUGUUUCCAUGGGACAGGGACAGGAAUAUCAUGCACGUAAAAUGAUCAUGGAAUCGAUGGCUUGUGGCGGUUGGGUACUCUUGCAAAAUGUUCAUCUCUCUUUGCCAUUUUGCUCAGAGGUAAUUGAUAUGCUGGUGGAGACAGAACAAAUUGACGAAUCGUUCCGUAUGUGGGUAACCACCGAGCCACAUACCGAGUUUCCCAUUGGCUUGCUGCAAAUGGCUCUCAAGUUUACUAACGAGCCGCCUCAAGGUAUAAGAGCCAGCUUGAAGCGUAGUUACCAGUCAUUCACCCAGGACUUUCUUGACUAUACAUCGGCCUCACAGUGGCCACCAUUACUCUAUACGGUGGCAUUUUUGCACACAAUCGUUCAAGAGCGUCGCAAAUUUGGACCACUUGGCUGGAAUAUACCCUAUGAAUUCAAUCAAGCUGAUUUCGCUGCUAGUGUACAAUUCAUACAGAAUCAUCUCGAUGAAAUGGAUCCCAAAAAGGGCGUCUCGUGGCAGACAUUAGUCUAUAUGAUUGGUGAAGUGCAAUAUGGCGGACGGGUGACGGAUGACUUUGACAAGCGAUUGCUUACCACAUUCACAUCGGUGUGGUUUUGUGAGCAGCUGCUGUCCAAUGCCUUUGAAUUCUACAAGGGCUACAAAGUGCCGAUAACCAAGAGUCUGCAGGGCUUUAUCGAUUACAUUAACAGCCUGCCAGCCUACGAUACGCCCGAAGUGUUUGGCUUGCAUUCGAAUGCUGACAUCACGUAUCAGAUUAAUUCAGCCAAGGGCAUACUGGAUACCAUACUCAGCGUACAGCCCAAAGAAGGCGGCGGCGGUGGCGGUGAGACAAGAGAGAGUAUUGUCUAUCAACUGGCCGAUGACAUGCUCCGUAAACUGCCCGCCCAGUACAAUGCCUACGAGGUGCGAGAGAAUCUGACACGCAUGGGCAUCCUGUUGCCCAUGAACAUAUUUCUGAGGCAGGAAAUCGAUCGCAUGCAACGGGUAAUUAAGCGUGUUCAUACCUGCCUCUGUGAUCUGAAACUGGCGAUUGAUGGUACCAUCGUAAUGAGUCCAGCACUCAAGGAGUCACUGGAUGCCAUGUAUGAUGCUCGUAUACCGGAGACCUGGAUGAAGAUAUCCUGGGAGUCGACUACACUUGGCUUUUGGUAUACAGAAUUGCUGGAGCGUAACGGACAAUUUCGUACCUGGAUAUCAACGGAUCGUCCAAAGGUAUUCUGGAUGACAGGUUUCUUUAAUCCGCAGGGCUUUCUGACCGCCAUGCGGCAGGAGGUAACGCGAGCUCACAAAGGUUGGGCUCUCGACUCGGUUGUGCUGCAGAAUCAAAUAACACGCUACAACAGGGAGGAUAUCACCGAGUAUCCCACGGAGGGAGUAUAUGUGCAUGGUCUAUUUCUCGAAGGUGCCUCGUUGGAUCGUCGUAGCGGCAAACUGAUUGAAUCGAGAAUGAAAGUGCUUUAUGAACAAAUGCCAGUUAUUUAUAUCUAUGCCAUCAACACAACGGCCGGCAAGGAUCCAAAAUUGUAUGAAUGCCCAAUCUAUCGUAAGCCCCAACGCACUGACUUGAAGUACGUUGGCUCAAUUGACUUUGAGACCGAUUUCAAUCCCAAACACUGGACACUGCGCGGCGUGGCCCUGCUCUGUGACAUCAAGUGAAGUGGAAAACGACAAGGAAGUGAUGGCUGUCAUUGUCUCGACUGUCGGACUGCCGGACUGUCGGACUGUCUUCUGCUGGUCAUUAUAUACGUGUACGUGUUUUUUUGGGUUCUGUGAUAAUUAUCGGUUUAACGACGACAAAAAUUUCCUUCUCUGUUUUUGUUGUUGUUUGUUUGUUUGUUGGCAAUUUGUUAAGAACUCUUGUAACAAGCCCGCAAGUACACCAAAAAUUUAUUAAUUAAGCCCUCAAGUUAAGUAAACUUGAUGCUUGCACAAGAAACGAUGGACCAUUAAACCAUAAAUUAGUUGUUAUUUGUGUUUCCUUAGACUUUUUAAACACUUUUUAGAAUUG